Protomyces lactucae-debilis is the source of this 2137-nucleotide messenger RNA. RefSeq names its product armadillo-type protein. Bases 188 to 2020 code for a protein of 610 amino acids. Lineage: Eukaryota; Fungi; Ascomycota; Taphrinomycetes; Taphrinales; Protomycetaceae. Gene Ontology annotation, molecular function: mRNA 3'-UTR binding. Gene Ontology annotation, biological process: post-transcriptional regulation of gene expression. Gene Ontology annotation, cellular component: cytoplasm. The transcript has 3 exons. The record is from RefSeq and is a predicted model, not a curated record.
CACCCAGCGAGUCUGUCUUCAUGCUGCGCUCCACUCGCUGACUCGCAGACGCCAACACCUACAGAGUUUCCCAAGGACGACUAUGUCUUGCCACGCGUUACUGUGCCAAGUCUUGAGGUGCGCAACAUGCUACAUGCCUCAUGACUGACCACAGACUCCCAUUGAUCCUGCACUCCUCUUGCAGCGCAUGGAACAGCUCAGCAAGCAGGUGGACUUGCUCCUUCGCGACAAACACGCUGUUCUCGCUGCUACAGCCGCAGAAUCAGCUACAGACCGUACUGUGCAACGACAAGUCCUCGAGUCGAUUGCAGCUGCUACGCGUGCACGUAUGGAACGCAGCGCUCAGCCAACGACUACAAACACAGAUGAACAAGUCAAGGAGCUCUCUCAGCGUCUAGAUGCGUCCCUAUCGUGCUUGGAGCUCAUGAAGAUGGAAGUCAAGCAACUCAAGCUUGAGCUGGCACAGUGUGCCGACCACGAUGAGUCCUUCUCUGAGGUUGACUUUGCACAGUUUGACAUGGCAUCUGAUGAGUCGUCCAAGGAGGAGGUGCGUGGCGAUGUGCCGUUUCCGAAGCUGGAAAAUGCCUUGCGUAUUGCUACACCGCUGCCAUCGCCUGCUGAACCAGGUGCAGCUUCUGCGUUCAUGCGUGCGCCUCUUGAGCGAACAGUGUCUGUGAGUACGACUGCAAGUGGUGGCUCUGCCAUGCAGGCCAACGCAGCUGCCUUUGCCAUGCCCAAACCGCGCAAAGCUGGCAUGUCGCGUCAGUCGUCUGACUCUGGCAACAAGAUCAAGAAACCUCCUACCCCUCGCUAUGAGCAUCUCACCUUUUUCCCUGGUACGAGCAAUACGCCUACACUCAACGAAUCCGUCAUCUGGUCACCUCCGUCACCAAGCUCGGAAGGUCCUGCUGAGAGCUACGACUCGCGUCACGCACAAGGCACAGACUGGACGUCGAUUGUUGACCGUAUUGUGUACAGUGAUGAUCAGCAAGCUUCGGUUUCCUUGCAGCAACGCCUCAAGAUCAGCAGUCCUGAAGCCAAGAGUGAUAUUGUGGAUGCCAUUGUUGAGCAGGCCUUCGCACUCAUGCUGAAUCGCUUUGGCAAUUUCUUGAUUCAGCGCUGUUUUGAGCAUGGCACUGCGGAGCAAUGCACGCGCAUUGCCACGACCAUUCUAGGCAAUGUUCUCGUUUUGAGUAAAGAUGCAUUCGGCUGUCAUGUCGUGCAAAAGGCAUUUGACAAUGUGACUGAAGAAAACAAGGUGGCCAUGGCACAUGAGUUGCUUGCAGAAAUCAAGGAGACCAUUGUGCACCGUCAUGCCUGUCAUGUCUGGCAGAAACUGCUUGAAGUCAACUGGCGCGGUGGGCGACCGGACAUCAUGGGUAUCGUCAACAAGGAGCUUGUGGGGUGGUGGCACAAUGUUGCACUUGGCGAGACGGGUAGUCUGGUCGUGCAGAAUGUGUUUGAGAAUUGCAUUGAGGAAGAGCGACGCCCAUGCAUUGAAGAGGUGAUUGCGCACGUUGACUUGAUUAUCCGUGGACAGUGGGGUAAUUGGGUCAUUCAACAUAUUGUUGAGCAUGGACAACCAGAUGACAAGGAACGCGUGCUUUCAUUCAUCAUGGAAAAAGCGGCCGACUAUUCCGUUGAUCAGUACGCUUCCAAGGUGCUCGAAAAGGCCGUCAAGAGUGGUAAUGCAGACAUCCUGGAGCGCUACCUGACCGCCAUCACACAACCUGGUGACCGUCAACGUCCGCGCAUGGCUUUGAUUGAUAUUGCCUCGGAUCAGUACGGCAACUACCUCGUGCAGUACUUGCUGAGUCACGGAACCCCUGCACAACGAGAGACGGCAAGCAACCAUAUACGCAAGCACAUGGUGUCGAUGCGCGGCAGUAGGUACGGCGCGAAAGUUGCUUUUACAGUUGAACGAAUGCGCGCCAUGGGGUAUGAAGGGACGACGCCUGAGCAAAUCAAGGCUUUCCAUGAGCGACGCGGGCGCGGUGGCUCUUAUUCUGCCAGGCGAUGAUGGCGGAAAUUGCAUUGCAGCAUUAUGACAUGUGUAUUAUCUGCAGGCUGAAGUGGUGGUGUAGCCAGCUCUCCUGCGUGCAUCGUUUUAGCUUUUAUCGUCUUAGCAUAACCAUUU